Juglans microcarpa x Juglans regia is the source of this 1723-nucleotide messenger RNA. Its product is annotated as RNA pseudouridine synthase 5. Gene Ontology annotation, biological process: pseudouridine synthesis. The transcript has 15 exons. Gene Ontology annotation, molecular function: RNA binding; pseudouridine synthase activity. Lineage: Eukaryota; Viridiplantae; Streptophyta; Magnoliopsida; Fagales; Juglandaceae. Bases 275 to 1420 code for a protein of 381 amino acids. The record is from RefSeq and is a predicted model, not a curated record.
AGUCUAUCAGUGAUAGACCAUCACCGUCCGAUCUAAUAACCAGGCGCUUUGACAAUUGACAUUCUCCUUCGAAGCGAACUCUGACGAAAAACCAUAGUCACCGUCAACGGCGUCAAGCUCAAGCUCGUCCCUCACCGUCCGGAUUGUGAGCUGAUUGGUUAGGAGUUGCUUGAGGUUCACAGAAUUGUAAGAAAAAGGGCUGAAGCCUUCAUUUAUACUCGUUGAAGAAUAAUUUUGAGAAAAAACUUGGAGUUUGGCGUUACCGGAAAGUGCCAUGACAAACCCUCCUCAGCCUCAGACAUUCGGAUUGCCCUGGCCCGAUCUCAACGAUGGCUUGUUCUACAACGACGUCGUUCGGCCCUCCGAUUCCGAAUUGACGCUGAUAGAGUUCUACUCUAGUAAAUACAAGAAUUCAGCCCCUCGGCUAGGUUGGGUGCAGCGAAUUGAGAGUGGACAGAUAACAGUCGAUGGUCAAGUUGAUACCGAUCCCAACACAAUCCUCAGAGUUGGUUCGGAGCUUGUCUACCACAGACUUCCUUGGAGAGAGCCUGAGGCGCCAUACUUGCUUGAAGUUUUAUAUGAAGAUGAUGAUAUGGUUGCCCUUAAUAAGCCUUCUGGCCUACAAGUUUUACCCGGUGGCCUUUUCCAGCAACGGACAGCUUUAACACAGCUUCAAUGGUGGGCAAGCAAGCAGGGCUCUUCUCUUGCGCGCCAAGAACCACAUCCUGUUCCUGUUCAUCGCCUGGGAAGGGGCACUUCAGGAAUAUUGCUUUGUGCCAAGACGAAGCUUGCCAAAACACACCUUGCAGCAUACUUUGCUGAUGGGACAUCUAGUAUUGAAGGCAAUAGAAAUGCCAAUUUGGAGAUCUGUGAAGUAAGAAAAAUUACGAAGAUAUACCGGGCGCUAGUAACUGGUAUACUUAGUGAUGAUAAGGUAAUUAUAAAACAGCCCAUUGGAAUGGUGCAGUAUCCUGGUGUUGCCAAGGGGCUGUAUGUUGCUUCUGCCUCAGGGAAACCAGCUCUGAGUAAAGUUGCUGUUGUUGAGAGGGAUGUGCAAGGGAACAACACAUUGGUGCAGGUCGAGAUUCAGUCUGGAAGGCCCCAUCAAAUCCGUAUCCAUCUUUCUUUCAUUGGGCAUCCUCUGUUAGGUGAUCCUCUUUAUGUUGGUGGAGGACAACCAAAGUGCUUUGAUCCUGAAAUUAUUGAUGAGAAUUUUGCAAAAGACGGGUACGCAAAUGUUUUAUCUACAAGGGGUUACCAGAGGCCAACAAAACCUGUUCCAGGAGACUGUGGCUACUACUUGCAUGCACAUCAAGUGGUUCUCUCUCACCCAACUACCAAUCAGGAAACCAAAAUUACCGCACCUCUUCCAUCUGUACUCCUUACGCAGGAGGAGGCCAAAGUGAACAGCAUUCAUUAGCAGCAACACCAUUCAACAUGCGACUGCACAAAGUUUGAGAGCAAAGGACAGCAUACCUUACAGCCUUGCUAUCAAAGGUUGGAGAAUUACUUAUUUAUUUAUACUUAAGUGACAGAAGUAGAGACCUUGCACCAUUCAAAUGGCCAUAACGUCAUCAUGACUAAUGUAUUAAGACAUGGCCAUAUUUUCAUAGCUAUUGGUUAUGUAAAUACUUCCAGAAUAGAACAGCAUUGGUGCAUGUGCUAGCAGACACCUUUAAUGGAAAAUUUUUGGGGAUGAAAGUUAUUUCAUGAGGUUGUGUGA